Messenger RNA from Trichobilharzia regenti, 1056 nucleotides. The record is from the annotation of a GenBank genome assembly. Lineage: Eukaryota; Metazoa; Platyhelminthes; Trematoda; Strigeidida; Schistosomatidae.
AUGGCCAAAAGUUAUUUUAUUUUAGAACUAGUCACAGAAAAUACUUCAACAACUAACUCCCUCUCAUUUGCCAAACUACAUCCACAAACUUUCUCAGAAUCUGCGGACAAUAUCGACCGUUUCGUUAGGCUUUAUUUAGACAAUGCCAAUAAAAAGUCGAAGCAGAAACCUCACAACAAAGCUUUCCGUCAAUCAAAAGAUGAAUUAGAACUUGAAAAUUCCAUCAAAAGCAUAAGAGGAGGAUUACUUAAAGAAGUGUCAGUUCUAGAAAAGUUUUCACAGGACAUACAGAAUUAUCUGCUGAAGAACUUCAGUAUAUCAGAUUAUAAAGACGAAGAAGAAGUGAUUCAUCCUUGUCAAGUUAAUUCACCUCUGUCUAAGUCAACAAAUGACUGUAAUAAAACAGGUGCUAAAAAGCAAAUGCAGGAAUUGUCUUGUGGUUUGGAAUUCCUUCUCACUCAAAACCCCGACAACAAAGUAGUACCCAACUCAGUUUCAACUUCAUCAACAUCUCUUAAUUCACCAUCGACUGGUACGUCUUCAUCCUCACCUGACAGAGCUAUUUUGAAAUUCGAAACUGAUUUGGCACCAGUUCAUCGAAACCCCAGUUAUCCUGCAAAAAAACAGAAGAUUCGUUCAGAAAAGGAGAGAGAUAGUUUACAUCAUAGUGAUGCAAUACAUAAACCAACAAACAUUCGCAAAUUAUCUGGUUCAAAAGGCAGUAAAACAAAAGAAAGCAUUCAUUUAAACGAAACAACUCGUACUCCAGAUGGAGCUAUUGAGAAAUCCGGUGAAUUAGUUAGUCUACCCUCAAUUUUGAAUUCAUCCACACACAGGUCAUCUAAACAGCUGAACAAACUCCAGCAUUCUUUUCCAUUCAAUAAUAAUAGUAACAAUAAUAAUAAUAAUAAACGAACACUUUUACCAUCUAAUUCCAACGAAUCACUUAUUGGCAUAAAUGGAAAUAGAAACUGUCACAAUUGUAGCCGUUAUAACUCAGCACAACGAUUUCGACAGAUGAUACUGAAAGCACGUCAAGAAAGUGGAAACUGUUAA